This is a messenger RNA of Cajanus cajan (pigeon pea), 1648 nucleotides long. RefSeq names its product haloacid dehalogenase (HAD) superfamily protein. Gene Ontology annotation, cellular component: cytoplasm. Gene Ontology annotation, molecular function: phosphatidylglycerophosphatase activity. The record is from RefSeq and is a predicted model, not a curated record. Lineage: Eukaryota; Viridiplantae; Streptophyta; Magnoliopsida; Fabales; Fabaceae.
CUUAAAUAAAUAUUACCAAGGUCUCACAUAGAACAUUGAACCCUAAAUUUAUUCGUAAAAGGGGGUGAGUGCCACGAGCGAAAGGGUGAGGAUAACCCAUCGGAAGAAGAUUUUAAUCAAGGAACCCUUGUAGAUCAAUUCAGUAUCAAAUAUUUGGAGCUUAUUAUAGUGAUACCAUAUCUUGUUAAAAUCAGGCUGUAUCAUUAAGGACUUUUGUAUAACGUGUGGAGGAUCUGGGUUCGUUGAAGGGGUUGAAGAGGUUAAAGUUACUAUACCAGCAGAAAUGAUUGAAGCAUACACCUGUAUCAACAUGUGGGAAUGUCAUUAGUAGUUAAGCCAGAAAAACUAUAAAAUGCUGUCAACUUCUGCCGCUGCUCAGCUUCCAAGUUGCUGGUACCGCAUUCCCAGCCAUCUUAACGUCCAUCAUCAUGCCCAACAAAGGAGAAAACUCACCACUCUAUCAUUUGCCAAUGCAGAUAGCCAAAUCACCCUCAGAAACUUCUAUGGCCUAAGUCUUCCUCAGACCCACAAUUGCAGCAAAGGGCAAGAAGGCAAUAACAGGGCUAGAUACAAUUCCAAUUUAAAUCAGAACCACAAACACUUACUAUUUCUACAGUACUUCCCUCAUAGUGAUACAGAAGACACCAAUAAUCAAAAUCCAAGAACUAGAAACCACUAUCAGCAUCAAGUAGACGAACAAGGAGAAUUCAAGGAAAAUAACAAAGCCAGGUUACUUUUCACAAACAUGUGGUGGGUAGAUGUGAAAGCAGCACUUGGCCAAAGAAUCAACUUGGAGGGCAUUCUAUGUUCAACCAUGGUCAUCUUAAAAGACCCAAAAUUGGCACUACCCCAUAUUUCCGUUCCUGAUAUAAGGUAUAUUGAUUGGGCUGAGCUGCGUAGAAAGGGAUUUAAAGGUGUUGUCUUUGACAAGGAUAAUACUAUUACAGCACCUUACUCUUUGAAGCCCUGGCCUCCACUUGAGUCUUCAUUGCAGUGUUGUAAAUCAGAGUUUGGUCAUGAUAUUGCUGUAUUCAGUAACUCCGCUGGACUUCAUGAAUAUGAUCAUGAUGGUUCAAAAGCUAGGAUGCUUGAAAGUGCAAUUGGAAUUAAAGUCAUCAGACAUAGGGUGAAGAAGCCAGCUGGUACAGCCGAAGAAAUAGAAAAACAUUUUGGUUGUAAAGCUUCACAGCUGAUCAUGGUGGGUGAUCGACCCUUCACUGACGUUGUUUACGGCAAUAGGAAUGGAUUUCUAACUAUUUUGACAGAGCCAUUGAGUCUUGCUGAGGAGCCAUUUAUUGUUAAGCAGGUGAGGAAGCUAGAAACUUCAUUUGUAACUUACUGGUCAAGAAGAGGGUUGAAGCCACUAGGUCAGAAGUUAUUGCCAGAUCCAAAGCCGUGUGUCAAAGAGCCAUAUCCUUGACAGGACUAAUCUCUAAAAUACUGCCCUGAUUUUUGGCCAUCAUAAAUACUCCCCUUGAGUAAUGCAUACAUGUCAAUAUUAUUUUAUUUUAUUUUUUUUUAAAUUAUUUAGUUUACAUUUUACCAAAUGUGAAAUAUAUUCCCUACCUGCCUUUUAUCGGGUGAGUUAUCUCCUCUACUUAGUGUGUUUAAAUAAUUAUUUUUGGCUUAAAUUCAAUUUUAGUCUCUA